Messenger RNA from Rotaria sordida, 2244 nucleotides. NCBI's taxonomy places the organism in Eukaryota, Metazoa, Rotifera, Eurotatoria, Philodinida, Philodinidae. The record is from the annotation of a GenBank genome assembly.
AUGGCUGACAGCAAUGAUACUAUAGCUGAAUUAAUACAUCAACUUAAAUCAGGUGCAGUUUUAGUAAAACAUAAACCCAGUGGAAAAAAGUAUUCUCGUCAAUUUUUUCUACACGAACGUGAAGGUUAUAUAACUUAUGAUAGAUCAUAUAAAUUUCAUGGUAAACCACGAACAUAUAAUCUUCAUGAUAUUGAUGAAGUUAGAACAGGAUUUGAAGCACAAACAUUUGAUCAACUUAUUAAAAAUCAUAAACUCAAAUCAGAUGAUCAAGAUCGUGCUUUUUCAAUUAUAUAUGAUAAUCAUCGAAAAGGAGUACAUUGUAUGGCACCUGAUAUAAAAACACGGGAUGCAUGGGUAACCGGCUUACAGCAUUUGAUUAGUCAACGUUCACAAAAACGUCAAUAUCAUCUAAUUGGAGAAGACAAUUGGAUUUUGGAAUUUUUUCAUGCUGCUGAUAAAAAUAAAUCAAAUACAUUAUCAAAAAAAGAAUGUCGUGAUUUACUUGUGAGAUGUUUAAAUGUUGAAAUGUCUGAUAAUAUGUUUGAACAAAUGUUUAAUAAAAUAAAAAAAACUCGUAAUAAUGCUUUGAAUCCUGACGAAUUUUUGAUUUUUUUUAAAAUGCUAACACGUCGUAAAGAUCUUUAUGAAAUAAUGAAACAAAAUGUUAAAUAUGGAUAUCAGCAACCAAUGGAAAGUAUUUCUAUGGAUAAAAAUGAAUUAUUACAUUUUCUUCGACUAACAAAAAAUGAAAAUACAAAACAUAUUAAUAAUUUAGAUGAAGUACAGAAAUUACUUGAUGAAUUUGAAUUAAAUGCUGAAUUUCGAGAAAAAGGUGUUUUAGGUCUUGAUGGUUUUCGAAAUAUGUUAUUAUCAAGAAAUUUUGAUAUUACAGAAUCAGCAUAUUCUCGUCAAAUAUAUCAAGAUAUGACAAGACCAAUAUGUGAUUAUUAUAUUAAUACUUCUCAUAAUACUUAUUUAUUUUAUAGUCAAGUAUCGGGUGAAAGUAAUCCAGAAGCUUAUAAUCGAGUAUUAUUAAUGGGUUGUAGAGCUGUUGAAUUUGAUUGUUACGAUGGUCCUGAUGGUAAACCAAUAGUUAAACAUGCUUUUACACUUGUAAAACCAUGUUCAUUUGAAUCAAUUAUUCGUCGUUUACAACCAAAUCUUUUUAAAGCUUCACCUUAUCCAGUUAUUUUUAAUAUUGAAAAUCAUUGUUCACUUCCACAACAAAAACAAAUGGCUCACAUUUUAAAAACUUAUCUUGGUGAUCAAUUGGUUACAAAACAUUUACCAAAUAGAGAUCCAUUAAUUGCACCAUCACCAGAAGAUUUAAAAUUUAAAGUUCUCGUUCGUAGUGUACCACGAAAAUCAGAUGAAAAAUUUGAAGAAGAUGAAGAUAAUGAAAAUUCUACAUGGAAUCCAUUAAGAAAAAAUGUUGAACCAGAAUUAGCUGAAUUGUUUCUCUAUUUCGAAAAUGUUCCUUAUCGUGACUAUGGAUUUGCCAAAGCGAAUUAUUCACCAUAUCAUUCAUCAUCAUUGGCUGAAAAAACUUUCUUGAAACAUGCUGAAAACGAACCACUUGAUUUAAUUUUACAAACAACAUGGCGUCUUCUUCGUGUAUAUCCUGAUGGUUUAAGACAAGAUUCAAGUAAUCUAGAUCCUAUAAGUGCAUGGAAUUUUGGUGUACAAAUGGCUGCUUUAAAUUAUCAAACUGAUGAUGAUAGGAUGGCAUUAUAUUAUGGAAAAUUUCGUGAUAAUGGUUGUUGUGGUUAUAUACUUAAACCAGAAUAUUUAAUUAAUGUAGAAGAAACAAGAUUUAAUCCAUUGAACACUCAAAUUAAUUUUGAUUAUCCUCAAACAUUAACAAUAACAAUAAUAAGUGGACAAUUUUUACCACGAUCAAGUGCAAAAUCAAAAGAUAUACCUGAUCCAUAUGUAAGAAUAUCAACACAUGGUUUACUUUGUGAUCAAAAGGUUGUAAAAACACAAGUUGUUCAAAAUAAUGGUUUUGAUCCAGUAUGGAAUGAAACAUUUGAAUUUCCUAUAAAAUUUCCUCAAAUGUGUCUCAUAUUCUUCUCUGUUCUUGAUUAUGAUUCUAUGUCAGCAGAUGAUAGACUUGCUUAUUUUAGUGCACCAGUGACAAUGAUACAAGCAGGCUAUCGUCAUAUUACUUUAAGAGCUAAUAAUAAUGAUGAAACACAUUCAACUCUAUUCGUUUAUGUUGAUAUUCAAAAUCAUAAUAAUUAA